AUGGUGCCACUCAUCCUUCAGAUUACCGGGGUCCUGGUGGUUCCUUUACGGCUAUACGCGAGAUGGACGACGAUGCAUCGAUUCGAGGCCGACGACUGGAUCAUGAUGUUCUGCGGCGCUAUGUUUGUCGUCUUUGUCGUCGUUGGACAACUUGCCGGUCACGUUGCCUUUGGAGAAGACAUCUGGAUGGUCGACCCAGAUGAACUUACGUUAGGACUAAAGCUCUUCUUCAUCGACGAAAGCAUGUACCUCGCCUGCUUAGGUCUAACCAAGAUCUCAGUACUUUUCUUCUAUCUCAGAAUAUUCCCGAACAAGUCCUUCCGAUGGGCAACGUACGCGACGAUGACAUACAUCAUAAUAUCGACCACAGUGGUUCUCCUCAUGCAGAUCUUCCAGUGCAUCCCCUUUGAAUUCAACUGGGUUGGUUGGAAAGGAGACUUUGGCCCACACCACUGCCUGGAUAUCAACGCACUAGCCUUUGUGGCUGGCGGGCUGAGUAUCAGCCACGACCUCAUCAUUCUCGCCUUGCCUCUUCCGCUGCUGUGGCACCUCAACACUUCAAAACGCUCCAAGAUAGGCAUCUUGUUCAUGUUCAGCCUCGGCAUCUUCGUCCUCAUCACCUCAUGCAUCCGGCUGCGCUACAUCGUCUCAUUCACGCAAUCACUUAACCCCACGUGGGACUUCACGGACCCCCUCAUCUGGUCUGGUCUCGAGGCGUCCGUGUCCAUGAUCGUCGUGUGCCUCCCCGCGCUCCGGAUCUUGCUGAAGCGUGGCUGGCCCAAGAUGUUCAGCACGAUUGGCACCGCGGAGGUCCACUCGGCGCCGAAGAAGGCUUCUAACGCAUCAUCUCGGAUGGCACAAGCCAUCAAGGCGGCUGAAGACGGCGACGGCGACGGAUACAACAAUGUGAUGAAUGAUGGAGACGAGGAGGUCGCCGACGCAAAGUACGCCGCGAGCGAAGUGAGGGCCGCGAGGAGGAUGGCGGAGAAGCGGAGGAAGUUCUUCUCGUUCCGAUCGACGACUGUGGAACCGAAUGAGAGCGAGUUGGAGCUGGAGCUGGGCGACAAGGUGCGGGGCGAGGUCAGGACGCAGAUCCGGUACAAUGACGGGGAGUCGACGACGAGAAGGAGCUCUAUUGAAUCUGGGAUUCAUGUGAGGACGACGACAACCAUCCACGACGCGAAUGGGAAGACAUUUUGA
This is a messenger RNA of Colletotrichum fioriniae, 1200 nucleotides long. Lineage: Eukaryota; Fungi; Ascomycota; Sordariomycetes; Glomerellales; Glomerellaceae. The record is from RefSeq and is a predicted model, not a curated record.